This is a messenger RNA of Lineus longissimus, 1833 nucleotides long. Its product is annotated as stabilizer of axonemal microtubules 2-like. The record is from RefSeq and is a predicted model, not a curated record. Gene Ontology annotation, cellular component: sperm flagellum; axonemal microtubule; ciliary basal body. Gene Ontology annotation, molecular function: microtubule binding. Lineage: Eukaryota; Metazoa; Nemertea; Pilidiophora; Heteronemertea; Lineidae. The coding region runs from base 28 to 732 and encodes 234 amino acids. The transcript is spliced from 5 exons.
GUAAAACCCCGUUGUAACCCUCCAAAGAUGAAGCAUAAGCCAAAGGUCGUUCCCCCGAUGGACAUGACCACAACUUACGGAACGGACUUCUCUGAAAAGAAGGGAGAGCGUUUGAAGCCUAUCAAGCCAAAAUCGGACAUCCGUCAGAACAAUAGCUGGACUUCUAAAAAGGCUUGCAAGACGGUCCACCAGCUGACCUUUCUCAAGUAUGAUGAAGAGAGUCUGAAGAAUUGUCGGCCAGCAGCGGUCCGCAAGAAAGACAACAUGGUUUGGCCUAAAAAGCCGUUCAACGCGAUAUCUACGGUCCAGGCUGAUUUUGUUGAACAUUUGGGAGCUGAGCGUCGACAACCCAUUAAGCCUGAUGUGCGGGAGAGGGUUUCGGGCGAUUUUAACGACUCCACUACCUAUAGGCAUGAGUAUACUCCCAAGGAAAACCAUGGAUUUGCUUACGUCCGACCAAGGGACGAAUACAAACCGAAUCCUGAGAAGUUCAGUGCUGUGACAACCGCCAUGGCGGAUUUCAAGGCCCACAAGAAUGUCACGCGGGCACGUAGCUUCAAACCGCCACAGAGCUACGUCAGGUCAUCGACCCCGUUUGACGGGCGCACUGUCAAGUCUAUAGUUCACCGCGCAUGGCCCGCGGUCAAGCCACGGACGCCUGCAUGCAAGCAAGCCAAGUUCGUCCCUCCCACAGUUGGAUUCGCUAAGACCAGCUCUUACAUGGUAAUAUGAGGCGCCAGAGAUAAGAUUCAAUCUCUUUUUUGUUAUGAGGAUAUUACGGUAUUGCAAUACAUUACGCGCGGUUGUACCUCUCCGGCUGGGAUGUUACCUAUGACUGGUACACUGCAAUGACGUUUGCAAUCCAUGUUUUCUUCUCCCGAUACGCCGGUCAGUCAGUGUUGCAGGGUUGUGGUAGGCCGCGAGAACUUAAGCCCAGCUAUGUCUCUAGCUGUAACUGUAAAUCCCUGAGUAAUGAUUGAAAAAUAGCCUGGCUUUGCGGCAUGAUAAGAGGGUGAAUUGCACUAAUCGUUUCACUGAUUCGAGACCUCAUGCCCAAGUUCACUUCAGAUGAAGUUUUUAAAAUUCAAUUUUGCGACCAAAGACACAUAUCUGUGAAAACAUUUGAACCUGAAUCCCGCGUAUUAUCUUAAGGAUGACUACAAGAAAUUCUCGAACUGCCCACGGACGCUUCUCAUCAGGCCUCACAGCGAAGACACCAAAAACCUCCCAGCCAAAAAGGAUGCCUUCCAAGGCGUGUCCACAUAUGCGGAGAACUUCAUCAGCUAUCCUGGAGCAGAGAGAUCCAAAUCGUUCAAGAAGCGCGUCGUCUGGGAGAAACCGAAGCAAAUGUUACUGGGGGAAUCUAUCAUGAAAUCUCACUACACAGGUGAAUGCGCCAGCAGGUCCGAGAUCUGUCGUCCGAAGAUUCGGUCCACAGACAAGGACCGCAAGCCUAUGUCAUUCGAGACAACGUACAGGGUCCAGUACACGGGUGAAAGCAACACACCAUGUCCGGUCGCGGAUAUCAACAAACCCAACUCCCUGGAACACUCCUUCAACAAGAAUGGCCACAUGUUCUACGUCCCUGAGGAGAAGGGCGCCACGAUUUGCGAGUGCUGCGCAGCAGACGACAGUGAAUGCCAGAAGAACGAGACGGGAGCCAACUGUGAGGGGAGCUUCAACUGCGAGGAAUAGUCGGGAAGGAAGCAACUGUGAUAAAUCUUAUUCAGAAGUUUGGUGAUUGUUACACAUUUUACAAGUUUUUAGUAAACUUUGUUUCACCGUUUUAUCUUUACGGUCUACAACAAAUCAAUAUUCACCUUUUAAUAAACU